AUGUUCCUGGACCCGGCGAUUCGGGACUGGGUGCUUUUCCCGAUUACGAUCAUCAUGGUUCUGGUGGGUGUGUUCCGUCACCAGCUGACGAUUCUGAUGACCGGCGACCCGCCCAAGCCCGAGCUCAAGGACAUCCGGCAGGGCAAGGCGCUGAUCCGCGGACAGCUCCUGGCACAGAACAAUGCGUACCUCCCGACGUCAGCGUUCAUUGAGCGGAAGAAGUACCUAUGCCAGGCGUUUGAGGACGGCGUGUACCUGAAGAACAAGGUCAGCAAGGACGAUGGCGGCCUGGUGAACCCGAUGGCGGACCCGAAGAACAUGGAGGUGAUGAUGGACGGCAUGAAGAAGCAGAUGAUGGGCAUCGUUCCGCAGACGCUCAUCAUGGGCUGGAUCCAGUUCUUUUUCUCUGGGUUUAUCCUGAUCAAGCUGCCGUUCCCGCUGGGUCUGCGCUUCAAGCAGAUGCUGCAGUCAGGCAUCAUGACGCCCAACAUGGAUGUCAAGUGGGUGUCGUCGCUGUCAUGGUACUUUUUGAACCUGUUUGGUCUGCGCGGCGUGUUUUCGCUGAUCCUAGGCGGAGAGAACGCUGCCGACGGAACCCGCGAUAUGACGGCCAUGAGCACCAUGGGCGCCAUGGGCCAGCAGCCAGGCCAGCCGCAGGACUUCAACAAGCAGUUCCUGGGCAUGAAGGACACGCUCUCGAUUAUCUACCACGAGUGGGAUCUUGACAACAUCGAGCAGCGGGUGCUGGUAAAGUACGGCAAGCAGACCCGCGUGUUCAAGUCGGCCCGCAAGUAG
Molecule: messenger RNA, 795 nt
Organism: Linderina pennispora
Lineage: Eukaryota; Fungi; Kickxellomycota; Kickxellomycetes; Kickxellales; Kickxellaceae
Exons: 1
Coding region: 1-795 (264 amino acids)
Biological process (GO): protein folding in endoplasmic reticulum
Cellular component (GO): membrane; EMC complex
Source: RefSeq, a predicted model, not a curated record